GCCGCGGCGGCCUCCCCGGCGCGGUGCCCCAGCGCGGGCCCCGCGCGCGGACGCCGGUGCGCGGCGUCGCUCGCCCCCAGCGGCGCUGCGCCGCCGGGCUCCCCGAGGCUGUGGAACCCGACGCCGCGGCGGAACGCCUCGCCCGCGCCCCCCUCUGCCACCAGGCUCAGCACCCCGCGCGCUGCGCCGUGGGUGGCUCGCGACGCCGCGGCCGACGACGGCAAGGACCGACGGCGUGCAGAAGCCCCCGCGCACGCUGCUCCAGUCGGCCGCCGCCUGGGAGUCGCCCCCGCCCCGCCUGGCGGGCGCCACGCUGGCCAUGCUGUGCGCCCCAGACCCGGCCAAGAGCCCCGAGGGCGCCGCGACCCCCCGCACGCCGGCCGCUGCUCGGCAGGAGGGGCCUGCUUCCAGCUGGAGUAUGUGUCUUCGCUGAGCGGCUGCUCCGAGGCUGCGAGGCAGCACUGCCUGCGGCUGUACCCCCGCGAGGGCGUGGCCGAGGUUGCGCCCGGCGGCGGCUGCGCCCGCGUGGCGGUGGUGGGCAGGCACGACCAGUCCGAGGCCUUCGCGGCCUGGGUGCCCAACGUGGGUGAGCGGAAGUGCAUCUCCCGCAGGGCGUUCGAGGUGUUGUGGGUCCCGGGGGACAGCUCGCGCGCCUGGCUGCGGUCGCAGAGCUCGAACCACCUGCUGGUGGACGGCGCGGAGGCCGUGCGCGAGGGCAUCUCCUUUUCUCUUUCACUCACAGCCAUCACAUCUGGCUACGGUAAGCUCUGCGGCCGUCUGUUCCCAUGGGGCGCAAUGGCGGCGGCAGGGCCUGGUGCAGUCGGCGGCAAGCUUACCCCCGAGCGCAGGGACGCCAUGCUUGCCAUGUCUGCCGAGCACUUCGAGGCCUGCAGCAUCUGGCUCUCGCCUGGUCAGAAGGCGCACCUGCUGGGGCUGCGUGCCGUGCAGACGGGCGACCCUCUGGCCCUCAGUCGCCAGGCCAAGCAGCAGCAUGACACGCUCAAGGAUCAGGUCGCCAAGGCCAAGAACGCCUGGGAGAAGGCUCAGGAGGUGCUGGCCAAGCAGCUGCAGAAGACUGCAGAGCUCAAGGCGAAGUACGUGGAGCUUGAGGCCAAGGAGCUCGAGGCGGCCCGCGCCGCUGCCAGCGCCUUCACCGAGCUCGGGCGAGCUUCCAGGCCUCAGCCUGCUGACCCUGCUGCUUACCUUGUGGAACAGCUGCGGGAGCUGGGUGUCGAGGCGGGCGUGGUCGACUCGAUCAAGCAGGUCGCGGAGGCCCGCCAGAAGGCUAAGAAGGACGAGGAGGAAGCGGCUGCUGCCAAAGCCCGCGAUCACGACCUUGACAUGGACGCGGCCAUCGGCAACCUCAAGCAGGGCGACUGGUUGGACAAGCUCGUCAGCUCUGCAGGUGAGGGCGGUAUCACUCGAUCGCAGCUGGAGCUCGCGGUUUGUUUCCUGGAGGCCCUGGAUCGUUUCUGCGUCUUCGACUACGUAGUUAUGGACUAUUUCGCCACCGUCGCCAGCGACACUGCCGAGCGCCUGCACAAGCAGGCGACCCAGCUGAAGAUAGUCAACUGGAUCGGGGCCGAGUUCUUGUGCAGCAGCCUCGUGCCGAGCCACAUGGCCGUGGCCGGGGCAGAGGUGGAGGUAGGGGUCCGCCCAGCCCGCGCCCUGCGGCCCUGCGGCCCUGGCGGGCCGCCCCCGCAGGCCGCGCUGUACCUCUUCGCGAUGUACACCAACGUCUACUGCCGCGAGGGCAGGCUCUGCAUCUGCUGCAAGAGGUCGUUCUUCGUCUCGUCGCUGGUCGUCUCCGCCAUCGUGUUCUGGGCCUCUUACGAGAUGCUGCGGGCCAGCGGGGAAGGAAUUACGGAGGAGCUCGUGCAUCCGUUCUUGGUCUCGCGGCUGCAGAGCUGGGUGGUGUGGUUCCCGCUGUGGUUCCUUCUGCCGUGCGUCGGCUUCUGGCACUACUGGGACAUCGAGAGGCGGGCGCUGGGCCGGUGA
Molecule: messenger RNA, 1998 nt
Organism: Prorocentrum cordatum
Lineage: Eukaryota; Dinophyceae; Prorocentrales; Prorocentraceae
Source: the annotation of a GenBank genome assembly